Messenger RNA from Oncorhynchus nerka (sockeye salmon), 681 nucleotides. RefSeq names its product ladderlectin-like. The coding region runs from base 1 to 639 and encodes 212 amino acids. The transcript is spliced from 5 exons. Lineage: Eukaryota; Metazoa; Chordata; Actinopteri; Salmoniformes; Salmonidae. The record is from RefSeq and is a predicted model, not a curated record. Gene Ontology annotation, molecular function: signaling receptor activity.
AUGGCGAUGAUGACCAUUCUUCUGCUUCUCAGCGCUGCCUUGGCUUUGGGCAAUGCAAAGGCUAAGGGAGUGGCGGAGCUGCAUGAGUUGCAGCAGGUGCAGGAGGAGGAGCAGGAGGUGCAGGAGGAGGAGCAGCAGGUGCAGGAGGAGGAGCAGCAGGUGCAGGAGGAGGAGCAGGAGGUGCAGGAGGUGCAGGAAGAUGAGCAGGAGGUGCAAGAGGAGGUGGGGAGAGAGAGCAGGAGCUUGUGUCCCUCAGGCUGGACCAAAUACGGAUCCCGCUGUUUGAUGUUUGUUCAUGGCCCCAGCACAUGGAUUGAGGCAGAGCGGUACUGUGUGUACUUCGGAGCGAACCUGGCGUCAGUUCACAACUCCCAGGAGUAUCAUUUUCUGCAGGAGCUGGUUAGGAGCCAUACCAAUGGGUUCCCAGGCACCUGGAUCGGAGGCUCUGAUGCCGUCUAUAACACAAUAUGGCUUUGGAGCGACGGGUCCAGGUUUGAUUACCAUGGCUGGAACCCAGGAGAGCCUAGCAACAACAACAGAGAGAGAUGCCUAGAGAUGAACUUUGGCGUACAUAAGUGCUGGAACAACAAACCCUGUCACUGCACACUACCCUCCAUCUGCUCUAAAAGACUAUGCUAGAUGAACCUCAUGUUUAUUACUUCAUAUAUUACUGUAUAGAUU